Molecule: messenger RNA, 3792 nt
Organism: Rodentolepis nana
Lineage: Eukaryota; Metazoa; Platyhelminthes; Cestoda; Cyclophyllidea; Hymenolepididae
Source: the annotation of a GenBank genome assembly
AUGAAGGUCUUAGGUUGCCAAGCUUACGCCGACUAUCUUCAAACAGGAGCUUCCCUCAUUACAUUCGCUUUGAGCACAACCUAUGCUCCGGAAACACCUUCCUCAUUUUACGAAACUAACUGGAGGGCCGCGGCACUCUAUCUUGACGGGUUGACUUACAUUACGAAGAACGGAAGUGAGAUGUCUGGUGACUACAUCCUCUCUCGAAUACGAUUCACUUCAACCAGGCCAACGACCAACCCUGUUGAAUCAGUAGCGAUUUUUGACUGUUCAAAGAAUACUAAUAUUGGGUAUGCCCCUUUCUAUGACAAAGGCAAUGGAUUCUCACUAGCAGUCAUGAAGAUUCUGAAAAAUGUGGCCCAAGUAAACUUUGUAGUCACUGAAUACAGCUUCAACUCCGAAUAUCCAUACUUCUUAAAAAUGCAAAAUGCCCUCGAAGAUGGUGAUAUUGACGUGGGUUUUGUUCCAGUGCCACUUAAUGUAUUGAAAUUGAGGAGUGUGGUUGGAACAUCAGCUACUAUUACUUCAGCCUAUGUGCUCCUGAGACAGCGAGCAGACCGAUCGCCUGAUUUCCUCCUUAUUUUACGACCUCUUUCAAUGGCUGUUUGGUUGGCAACUCUAGUUCUUGGUCUUAUCUUCAUGGGCCUGCUCAUGUUUUUCGUUCAUCUCAAACCGGUCAUUGGUCGCAAUUUGGCCGAGGGACAGAUAUCAACUAAAAGAGAUCUGCUUGAGGUUUCAAUUCUCGGAGUCGUCUCCAGUUUCUCUCUCACAAAACUGCAGAUCAUACCUACCACACUCUCCAGCAGACUAUUUGCUCUGAGUAUGUGGUUGUUCUCCUACCUUCUGGUAGUGCUCUAUGCAAGUGCGAUGAUGACUAUUCUACUGAGAAUUCGGAAGCCUUCGAACGCUGAUAUCACCGUGAAGGAGGUUCUUGGUGCAUCGGCUUGCGAUAAGUUGAUUGUACUCCGAAAUGGUAUCGCCUAUGAAGCAAUCGUUGCCUCCUUAGAUGACAUAGCUCAAAAAUACACUCCAGUCGAAAGCUUGGAAACUGCAUAUGCAGAAAUGAUGAAAAGUAAAAAGACCGUUCUUCUAGCGUCUUCGAUUGAGGCAUCUUAUCUCACUGUCACUAAUUGCAAUUUGGAGAUCAUUCCAUACGCCUUAAUGGAUGCAACAACCUUAACCUUCCCAUAUCGAAAAUCCUGGAGCCUUGGUUCUCAAUUGGACUUCUACAUCUCCGUACUCAGCAAAUCUGGUAUGAUGACCUGCAUUAUUGUAUUCAUUAGAUAUUUUGAGACUGGGAGCUGUUAUCAUCCAAAUCACAAUACUCCUGAGGCUGCUCCUCUUGAACCUAAAGACACCGCCAGUAUUUACAUAUUUCUUCUCAUUGGAAUUAUUAUGUCUCUCCUCUUCUUUGGAGCAGAAAAUAUUUCAAAAGCCUACCGUCGUAGGCGAAAAAGGAAGAUCUUCCUUUUAAAAGACCACAAGUUUCUUACCUGGACGCCAUUAUCCAGCAGUAAUUACAUCGAUCAAGUAAGCAAAUUCGAUUACAUUUUGCUUGCGGUAUACAAUGCUUUGGAUCUUGGGCUUGCUGAGGGAGAUUCAAUAGAAAUCACUUACUUUGAACGGUUCAAAUCUCUCUACAAAACAGGGGUGGAUAUUUCGGAAGCAAAGUGUUGUGAUGACUUUACCUGUGCGAACAUUUCUGAUUAUGCCAACAUUUAUGGAGAUCUUGGAAAUUGGUUGAAAAACAUACCUGGAAACAUUUCCUGGUCAGAUGUAUCUUCAACUCAAGAAUUGUUUUUCCUAAUUCGAAUGAUAAAGAAUAUUUACUUCACUACAUACAAUUUAACAAAUGGAAGGAGUCAAAAGGAUUUGGUCCCCAGACUUCGAAGUAAUGGGAAUCCCCAUACUUAUGUUCUCCUUUUUAAGCAAGAAACCAGUUAUAAGAAUACUCAGGAACUCCUCCAAUUGCAAGAUGGCUGUGCUCCCUACGGGCAGUAUAUCAAUUCAGGUGCUUCCCUCGUCACCUUUGCAACAAGCAAAUCAUAUGCGCCAACUAUUCCAGAUCCCUUCUACAAUUCCACAUGGAAAACUUCUGCACUUUACUUGGAUGGAUUAACUUACAUUACUCAGAAUGGAACGGAUAUGCCCAGUGAGUAUAUUCUUUCCCGAGUAGAUUUCACUGAAACGGAACCAACGGCGAGCCCAGUUGAAUCAAUGGUCGUCCUCGAUUGUGCUGAGUUUACUGACCAUGGAGUCGGCAGCUAUGUUAGGGGUAGAGAUCCAGUCUUGGUUGUAACGACUGUCAAUUCAACCAUUGAUGGCCGAACUAUUCGAGUUGGAAUCGCUGCUUAUCCACCCUUCUUUAACAAUGGAACUGGAUUUUCAACUUCAGUGUUAUCGAAAUUGACAAAUACGGCCGGCAUCCAUUAUGCAAUCACCUUCUAUAAUGCGACUCCAGAUAGGCCCUACUACGCUGCUAUGGAGGAGGCCAUCAUAAAGAAUGAGAUUGAUGCUGGAAUCACCCCAAUGCCCCUGGUUGGUGUUAAAAAUGAAAACAUGAUAGCUUCACAAGCUAGCCUGACAAUUUCCUACACCCUUCUUCGUCAGCAUCAGCGUCGUCCUACUGACCUCCUUCUCAUAUUGAGACCCUUGGCUAUGCCCGUAUGGCUAGGCAGUUGCUUCCUGGCCUUUAUAUUUGCUGGUCUGCUUAUGCUCUUCGGUCACCUCAAGCCAGUUAUCAUGCGGAAUCUAGCUGAGGGCGAAAUGAUAACAAAAACGGAUCUCUUUGGGGUCUCAUCACUCGGUGUGGCUUCCAGCUUCACUCUCACCAAACUUCAGAUCAUUCCCACCACCCUUUCUAGUCGACUAUUUGCUCUUACCAUGUGGCUUUUCUCCUAUCUUCUGCUUGUGCUCUAUGCCAGUGCCAUGAUGACCAUUAUGUUGAGAGUUCAGAAACCUAUCAAUGAUGACAUUGCGGUGGACGAUGUGCUUCAUCCUUCCAAAUGUGAUUCAAUCAUUGUGCUAAAAAAUGGAAUAGCCUAUGAUCAGAUAGUCACCUCUUUGACUAAUUCUCAGAGAACCUUCUUAACAGUUGAUAGUAUCCAAACAGCAUACAAUGAACUCAUGAAAAGUAAACGAACUGUUCUCCUUGCCACGUCUAUUGAAGCCUCUUACAUUAGCUCUAUGGAUUGUGGAUUGGAGCAGAUAGCGUACACUGAAAUCUAUGAUUCUCUACUAGUGUUCCCCUAUAAUUCAGGCUGGGAAUUCGGAUCCGCCUUCAAUGAAUACUUGGCAAUAAUUGAUGGAGCUGGUGCUUUUAGUAAAGCCGCUGCGGUGUAUUUUGAGACGGGUCCUUGUUAUCAUCCACCCUACAACAUUCCGCUGCCUGUUGUUCUAGAACUUAAUGAUGCAGCUAGUAUUUACAUAUUCUUGCUUAUUGGAAUUAUUGUUUCCUUUAUAUUCCUGGGAUUUGAAUUGCUUAUCAAGCGCCGCGAGAAAGCCAAACUUUCGAAGGAGCAAUGGGCCUUAGUGCCUGGAAUGCGCUAUCCAGCUAUAAUCGUUUCAAUGAAGCGAAAUGGAAUUUAUGUAAAGGUUGCCGAUCGACCAGAUACUGUCUUUAUUCCAAAUAGUCAACUCUAUUCUAGUCCACUGAAGGUUUACAACGCUAUUGAUCUUGGUCUGUCCGAAGGAGAGUUGAUUGAAGUUCAAUACUUCGGAAAAGGAGCCGAUCAGGUUUCAGAACUCUUCUGCCGAUACUAUCCAGAGAGAAACGAUGGUGACACUCAUUGA